AGUAUCACCACGAUCAGCAGCCCAGAGAUCAGUCAGUCAGAUAAGUUGUGUCGUUUCGUCAAGGUGGAACUUGAUCUCUGGUCCUGUGGUUUUUUACCAGUCUCAUUCUACUAUUGAACUUCCGUGACGGGGUCCGAGAUAAUGCGUGUCUGAGGUGCCAUCAAUAAAUCUAAUUUAACCGCCACAAUUAUGUUUAUAAUUUUAUUUGUUGUAAACUAUAAUUGAAGAAAGAAAAAAAAAUAAAUUUUUUUUCUAAACAUUAAAUCCAGCGGUGUGUGAAGUUAUUGUCAUUUUUUUUUUUGCAACUUAGUUUGUUUAGAAAAAAUAGUGAUGUUGAUCGCACUUUAAGUUGUCGGCGCAACAACGGUCACAUAAUUUUCAGUGUGAAUUUGAAUUUAAGUGAAAGAUCACUUUGAAUCGUUACCGCGUGUCGUCGUUGUCAUCGUCGUCUUUGGUCGGUGUCGUGUCUUGUCGCCAGCAGAGGGAGGAAGUGUUAAUUAUUAUUAUUAAUCGUGAUUUGAGAUGUUUGGUCAUUGUUUUGCUGGUGUUUCACUCGGUUCUCUCAUUUUAACUUCACAUUGAUUGUGUUGUAGAUACUUCAAAAUAAAUUUAAUAAUAUAGAUUUAUUUGAAUAACAAGAAAAAAAUAAACAACAAAUAUUGUGCAUUUUGUGGAUUUCGUCCGAGGAUAUAAUUCAGUUUUGGAAUUUUAUCAGCUUCCUGUCAUUUGAGUCGUUAUUUUGAUCCAACAUAAAGAGAGCUAAAGGACUAAACAACGCACUUCCACCAGUACGAUUUAAAAUGAAGCGUCGUCAUGUAGCCUGGACGCUUUGCAACUUUCUAGUUUUAGUCAACUUAUUAUUCGUGUCCUCAGUACCUGCCGCAAAUACAAAUUCCAUAGCAAGUGUCAAUCCGAAUGUGAAUGUGAACAGCAUUCCCGGCCCCAAUACCAACAACAACAGCAACAAUAACAACAACAGCAACAACAAUAGCAACAACUUGAAUCCCAGCACCAACAUAAGUAGCAGCAACAAUACGACCAACACUGCCACCAGCCCAUUAGUCAAGGAGAAGACCUAUGAAAAGUGCACGGGUCCCGGUGAUCCGGGUCCGUGUAAACACUACCUCUACAAAUGGCGCUUUGAGCCCACAACCAACGAGUGCACCACUUUUAUUUGGGGCGGGUGCGAGGGCAACAGUCAGAAUCGUUUUAAUACAGAAGCUGAGUGCUUGUACCGUUGCAUUGGGGCACCAUAUACGUUGCCGCCAUACUUGCUGCAGACCACGACAAAGGAGCCAUCAACAACGGAGCUGGCUGUUGCCGGCGGCAAAUCGAACACUCCGCCGCCGAGGCAUUACGAUGAUCCCUCGCAUGUGCCAGUGCCGUUCGAACUACGUGGCCCCGAGUUGACUUUUGCCGAAACGGGACACGAGAAGACGUUCUUUUUCGCCAAGAACAACACGUUCAUCCAGAUGGACGGCGACAUCAUCCAGACUUUUCAAUUAAGAUUGUGUCGUGAAAUUUCCUUCCAAUUUCGUACCCGUCUGCCGCACGGUCUUUUAGUCUAUCACAAUGUGAAAAAUCCUGAUGGAAUUGAUUUGGAUCCUUACGCUUUGUAUGUUAUCGUUGAAAAAGGACAACUUAAAGUGGUGCAUGUCUUUGGAAAGCAUGCGACAAGUGUCACUGUCGGUGAGGGGCUGAAUCGCAAUGAAUGGCAUAGCGUAAUGGUCCGUAUCGAUGUGCAUGGUGCAAGAUUAAUAGCUCGCAUUGACAAUAGCCAAGAGGAAGUCUAUCUGAAAGGACUGAAUCACGACACCAACUAUGGCGUCUCAACGAAUCUGCCCUCGGUUGUUCUUGUUGGCGGAUUAUCCUCGGAAGAGAAGCUGCAUGGUGUCAAGUAUAUUAUCGAAUCAUUUGUUGGUUGCAUUCGAAAUGUUGUCCUAAGCUCAGGAAAAGCUGCCUCCGAUCUCCUACCAAUCACCCCGUUGGUAGCCACAAAGCAUGAAAACGUGAACGAAGGAUGCUCCAAUAAAUGCCAUUCGAGACAGAAUUUGUGCUUCGUGGGAUCCAGAUGUAUUAAUCACUUCUAUGGAAUUUCGUGCGACUGUUUCGGUACUCACUAUGAGGGUGAACACUGUGAUAUCUAUACUGCAACAAUAAUGACUCUACGUGGUGCAAGUUAUGUAUCAUACCGCAUCUACGACUGGAAGGAUCGAGUCCAUUCGUCCACAACCCGAAUCAGUAUGAUGUUUCGGACGCGCCAUGAUGACUCGGCUUUAUUCUAUGCUAGCGGUGAAGCCCUCAAGCAUCAGUACAUUGCUGCAUCCCUUAAAAACAAAUCGAUACAUGUCGAAAUGGAUUUUGGUGAUAAUUUGAUGUCAGUUGUAUUGCGGGAUGAACUGACACGCAGCUAUUGGCACAAUUUGACAAUUUACCACGACCAGCGAACUGUGAAGAUAAUCUUGGACCAGCAAAUAAAAACAGUGGAAAUACCAGCUAGUGCGAGUGCGAAUUUGUUGUUCGACCCGGAAAUAUAUUUUGGCGGUGGACCGGAUUUGCACAAGAAGAAAGGUCUAGCAUCGCAUAAUAAUUUUGUUGGCAUUUUGAAAUAUGUCUACUAUAAUGAUGUGUCUAUAUUGUAUGAGCUGAAGAAGGGAAAUCCCAAAGUUCAUUAUCAUGGUAUCCUCGAAGCUGAAUUCCAGGAGAAUGAAGUGCAUGUCAUCCCAAUAACGUAUCCUUUUGCGACAUCUCACAUUUGGUGGCCUAUAAAUCAAGCCGAAGAAUUUAAUAUUAAAUUCGAUUUCCGAAGCAGCAGGACGGCUGCUGUCCUCGCAUAUAGCGAUGUAACAACUUCAGCCGGAAAUGGAUUUUGGGAGAUACGGCUAACCGCGGAUAAAUUGAGUUUUGAUUUAGUGCCAGAUGCCAAUAGUGAUACCACCCAGUCAACGGUAAUUAAAAUCAAUCGACCCACCUCAUGGCACUCCGUCGAGCUCGACUAUCGAGCUGGCGAGAUUAAAUUCACGGUGGACUACAGACACACCCUCAGACAGAUGUACGGAAUGACGUUUAUUAUCGGCGACAAGGUAAUAAUUGGCAGCAGUCUGAAGUCGGCCGCAUCCGGCCUGGUUGGCUGCAUACGGGACAUCGAAAUCAACGGCCAUCUGAUUGAGCCACGUGACGUGAUAAAGACGGAACGAGUUGUAGGCGAAGUGGCUGUCGAUAACUGCAAUUACAUUGAUCCUUGCAAAAGGCCAAAUACGUGCGAGCACGGGGGCAAAUGUUUCGUGCGGGACAACCAGGUGACGUGCGAUUGCAAGGAUACCGGGUACAUUGGUAAGAAUUGUCACUUUACGAAAUACCGGAAGACGUGUGAGGAGUUGGCGUUGCUAAGCUACACCAAGUCAGACGUUUAUCUCAUCGAUAUCGAUGGCAAUGGUGUCUUUCCACCGGCACAUGUCAAGUGUGAUUUUCAGAGUCUGGAGAAUGCAACUAAGACAAUUGUCGAACAUAAUCUACCGAGCCAGAUUGAUGUUAGGUCGGCGAAUGAUAUUGAUUUUAGUUACAACAUUCGAUAUAGGGAAUUUUCACCGGAAAUGUUGCAGGAGCUUAUAUCGCAUUCGUUGUAUUGUACGCAGUAUAUUAAAUAUGAUUGCUUUAGGGCACCGUUGGAGUUGCAUUCAGCUACGUGGUUUACGUCUUCGAGGAAUAAUAGCACAGUCGAUUUUCUGGGGAAUGUCAAAAGAGGAGCAUGUCCUUGUUCUGACAACAAAACAUGUGUGGACCCAAAUCAAUCAUGCAAUUGUGAUGUGAAAGAAAACAAAUGGCAUUCAGACGAAGGAUACUACAACGAACCGCACAGUUUAGGAAUAACAAAUAUGUUCUUCCGACAGCAAAAGGAUUUAGAUGAAGAAGCACAAGGACGAAUAACAUUGGGUCCAUUAGAAUGUGUUGAAACAAAUACCCAAAAGUAUGUGGUCACUUUUACUACAUCACAAUCGUACAUCGAAGUGCCUGGCUGGAGAAAGGGUGACAUAGCCUUCUCAUUCCGGACCACAGGUGAGAAGGCAAUCCUUCUCUUCCAACCACCAAUACGUCCAUCUUAUCCGUCAUUUGUGGUUGCCCUGACCGGUGACUACCAGCUUACAUUUAACUUCACUCUGAGUACGGGUGAAUCGCGAACAUUGGUCAUAGACUCGGUGAGGAAAUUCAAUGGCGGCGAAUGGCACAAAAUAUGGAUUGACUAUAAUGAGUAUCAUGUACGGUUCAUGAUUAAUACUGAUUACAAGAUGGUCGAUUUGUUGCCGGAGCAGGAGUUUGGUCCGUUCGAGGGCAGUAUGUUCAUUGGAGGAGCCACUGGAGAUCUGCUAAAGAAAUUGAUAGUGAAGCAAGGACUCAUAGGAUGCUUCCGCGGUUUGGUAGUUAACGGUGAGAUACUUGACAUCUACAGCUAUAUGUCAGUGCAUCUGUCAGAGAUAAUAAAAGACUGUAAGCCAUCAUGCGUUCCUUCACCAUGCAAGAACGGUGCCGAAUGCAAGGAACUCUGGAGUACCUUCCAGUGUGUCUGUAGUAAUCCAUGGGCUCACCUGGGUGAAUUCUGUGAAACAAACAUCAACGAAAAGGCAUUGACAUUCAUCACCCGCGAAUCGUUCCUCAAACGCAACUUUCUCAGUACGAACGCCUCAGUGGAAGACAAACGAGUUAUUCUCAAGAAUAUCCUUAGCCAGGAUAUUCUCAUUAAUUUACGUACUUACGACAAACACUCGCUCGUUCUAUAUGCCAACGAUCAUUUCAACAACUUUGUGCACCUGUUUAUCAGCCAAGGCAAGGAGAUUGUAUUUCUCUAUAAUUAUGGUGACGAAAUAGUCAACCUGACUGUCGUCGAUGAAAGAGUCAGCAGUCUGAAGAGCAUCCAAGUGGCAAUAAUUAGAAGUCCACAGAGCACUGUGAUGCAUGUUAACGAGCGUAGUGUGACGGUAGAGAAGGGAACAUUGCUCCUUGAUGAAUAUGCCAAUAAGCCAUGGAUUAAUCCGGAAAAAGAAGUCCUAUCACCACAUCGUCCACCAGCUCCCCCAACGGAGUACUUUCAGUUCAACAUCGGUGGUUAUGAUCCAGCAAAUUUGCUUAGAACAAACACAGAGUUCCCAGAGCUGCAAGGAUACAUUGGAUGUGUGAGAGGAUUGAAAAUUGGAAAGAAUCUAAUCGACUUGGCCGAAAUAAACGAAGGGAAUAUUGCUCAUGCUCUUGAAGGUGUCCUCCCAAGCUGUCAACUCAAAUGCGAUGCUGAACCCUGCAAAAAUGGUGGUUUUUGUAAAGAAAAUUUUGCUAAACAAGAAUCCACCUGCGACUGUGAACACACCAGUUUCUCGGGAGAAUUCUGCAUGGAGGAAAAGGGUGCCGAUUUCAGUGGUGAAUCCACAUUGCAACGCAAAUUUGAAUUAACUGGCAAAGUCAACUAUGUCAAAUUGCAGUUGGCCUUCUCUAGUGCUGACUUAAAACGUGCCAACCGUGUGAUGUUGCUACUUCAAACGAACAACGAACGUAGCUACUACCUAAUGGUAGCCAUUGAUACCGAAGGAUAUUUGCUUUUUGAGGAGGACCGCGAAGAUGGUUCAGCUGUGGGAGCGCACAUCGAACGGACAUUCCUUAAAGGUGCCCGCCAUUCAAUCUAUUACCAACGAAACGGCACCGAGGCAUCACUUCUAAUUGAUCGCGAACAGGUGCCACUGGCACCAAUUACCAUUCGACCCUUGAUGCAAAACGUCAUCGACUCGGGCGCUAAUCGGGUGCAAAUUGGCGGAAUCAAUACCACGGAUUCCAGAUUCGCUGUCUUCAAAAGCUACAGUGGCUGUUUGUCAAAUAUUUAUAUCCAGGUUAACAACUAUAUUAUGAAACCCCUUGAAGAGUACAUGCUUUUCACAAAAUCUGGAGCCGAUAAUAUCACAGUUAUAAAUUUCCAAGGUGUACGCAGUGCUCAAUGUGCUGCCCAGUUCGAAGACAUUCCAGAACCAAGACCACAAGAGCCUAUUCUAAACUUUACAACAGGCUCUGAUCAAAAUUGGGCCGAAGAACCACCAGUUCGAGUACCAUACAUUGCCAAACACAUUGAUGUCUCACACAAAGAAGAACAAACUCAAGUUGUUUUCAUAACUUUAAUAGCUCUUUUCAUUAUAAUUGUCAUUUGUUGCCUAUUGGAAGUCUAUCGCAGUCAUCUUGAAUAUAAGAAACGCAUUGAACGAGAAACUGAUGAGGAUAUUAUUUGGUCGAAAGAACAAGCAACCAAAAUGCAACAAUCCCCUGGCAAUCAAACAAAAACUUUUAAUUAUAAGCCGCUUCCGCAAACAGAACGAAAGGGUUCUACCGGUGCUCCAUUGGUUGGAAUUUUGAAAAACGGAACUACCGGAGGGCAGCCAAAGUCAACAGAAAAUACCAACGGAACAGUGCCUCGUGAACAGGAAGCAACAACUCCUGCUAUUGUUAGCAAACCUGAUAAUAUUAUUGAAGAAGUUGAUGAAGAAGUUGAACAGGAAGACAAAAAUCCAGGAACUAUAAAUGAGAUCAAGCCAACUGAAACAACCAAGGAAUCUGAAAUAGAAAAUAAUAAACCCGUUGGCGAAGGGAAAAAGGAUGAAAAGCCUAGAGGUCCACUGAUACCAGGGGUAAGGGAUAGUCAGCUAAUGGAUGCUGAACUUAAGUGGGAUCCACUGCCUGAGAAUUCAAACGAAGAACCACUUUUAGAUGGUAGUUUGGCGAAUUCCUUAGCUGAUGACUCAGACUCUGAUGAGAGUGAAGCACCAGCGUCGAAAGCAUCACAGAAUCCGCAAAAGGUUCAAGUAAAAUUUGACAAUCAACCAGCUCGCCAGAGAAGCCGCCAAGUAUCAUGGGGACCACCACCAGUUGCUCAAGAUAAUGUCAAUCAAUUGCCAUUUAAAAUUGAAGAAAAUGCCGAUGAUGAUGACAACGAAGAUGAUCAAAAAUCAAAUGAUACUGAAACUGGUACAACAAAUACUGUGCCAAAUGAAAGGCGUUCACAGAAUGCCAAAAAAACCACAACAAAUGGUCAUUGCAGUCCGACAUUAGUAAAAAGAACCUCAUAGCAUUUUGUAAAUUUUAUAAAAAAAAUGAAAACUUCGUUUUUUUUCUUAAAACGUGUGUGUAUAUACUUUUGUGAUAUAAAUAAAUGUAUUUUGCUUUAAAAUUUAUUUUUGAAUAAUAAAAUUAAAAGAAAAGUUUCAUAUGAGAAGAAAUGAAGUACCUAAUUCAUUUGAACAAGGAGGAAUUUUACGUCUGUACAAAAUUUAUCAUGUGAGCAUCUUCACACUUUAUAUCUUUAAAACUGAAACGACAACGUGCUGACAUUCAUGUCCUAUAAAUUAAGAAAAAGAAAAAAAAAACAUUCAAACUUAUGCUUCCUUCAUUAAUUAAAUAAAAUCAACGAAAAGGCAAAAACAUUUUAAAUUAAAUUCGAAACGUGCACAUUUUUAAAGAGCAACACAAUUUUAGAAUGACAUUUUUGAUGAUUCGUGCUGCUGUAUGUUGCCUGUCAAACCUUUAGCCCAUCAACCACCAGCACCACCCAGCAAGUCUGAGAGAAAACUAAAUUAAAUGCAACAAAUUAAAAUCCAUGUCAAGUGUUCACACGUGAACUAGUAAACGCUUGUGCUUAUAUGGGUCCUUUUUCAGCUCCUUCGGCAUCUCAACGCAGAAACUAAACAUUCUGCUUCCUGGUAUAGCCUACAUUUUAACAACAACUUAACCUCCAUAAGCAUACGUAUGGCCUCUGUUUUUCUCUAAAUGCAUGUCAGGUUAACAAGUAUACUGAGAGAAAAGGAAAGGACGAAGAUGCAAAAAAAAAAAAACAAAA
Messenger RNA from Episyrphus balteatus (marmalade hoverfly), 7861 nucleotides. It is a transcript of the gene axo, whose product is annotated as axotactin. Gene Ontology annotation, molecular function: serine-type endopeptidase inhibitor activity. The transcript has 20 exons. The record is from RefSeq and is a predicted model, not a curated record. NCBI's taxonomy places the organism in Eukaryota, Metazoa, Arthropoda, Insecta, Diptera, Syrphidae. Bases 801 to 7094 code for a protein of 2097 amino acids.